AUGGAUGUGAAAGCAAAAAGGAGAAAUGAGGUAGAGAAUGGUGAUGAAGGAGAGGAUUUAGUUCUAGCAACUUUGAUUGCCAAUGGAGAUGAUCUUAGUCCUCUUGUUAGACAUGCCUUUGAAAUGGGCCGGCCCGAGACGCUUCUUCGCCAGCUUAAUUUCGUGGUUAAGAAAAAAGAAGCUGAAAUCGAAGAUAUGUGCAAGACUCAUUAUGAAGAAUUCAUUCUCGCAGUUGAUGAGCUUCGCGGCGUGUUGGUUGAUGCUGAGGAGCUGAAGAGUGAACUCCAGAGUGAUAAUUUCAAGCUGCAGCAAGUUGGAACAACCCUUCUUGUCAAACUCGAGGAGCUUCUUGAAUCUUAUUCUGUCAAGAAGAAUGUGACGGAAGCUAUUAAGAUGUCGAUGAACUGUAUUCAGGUGUUGGAGCUUUGUGUCAAGUGCAAUAAUCAUAUUUCUGAAGCACAAUUUUAUCCUGCAUUGAAAACUGUUGAUUUGCUUGAGAAGAGUUAUAUGCAAAGUAUUCCUGCUAGAGCUCUUAAAUUGGUGAUAGAGAAGAGGAUUCCUUCGAUAAAAUUGCAUAUUGAGAAGAAGGUGUGUAGUCAGGUUAAUGAAUGGAUGGUCCUUAUACGAAGUUCUUGCAAGAAAAUCGGGCAAACAGCGAUCGGUCGCACUGCGUCGGUUCGUCAAAGGGACGAAGAGAUUCUAGAAAGGCAGAGAAAGGUUGAUGAUCUAAGUAUUUCUGUUGUCGACGAUAGGGUAUAUAGUUUGGAUGUUGAAGAAGCUGAUGAUGAUUCUUCAAUGCAAUUUGAUCUCACGCCGCUUUACCGUGCUUGUCAUAUUCAUAGUUGUAUGGGGAUCCUAGAGCAGUUUCAUCAAUACUAUUAUAAGAAUAGAUUGUUACAGUUGAACUCCGAUUUGGAGAUAUCGUCAUCGCAGCCUUUUGUUGAAUCGUAUCAGACACUUUUAGCGCAGAUUGCGGGGUAUUUUAUCGUGGAGGACAAGGUUCUAAGGACUGCUGGGGGACUACUUGUAGAGGAUCAGGUUGAAACAAUGUGGGAGACUGCUUUGUCGAAAAUGACAUCAAUGUUGGACAUGCAAUUCUCGCAUAUGAACUCUGCCACGCAUCUUCUCUUGAUUAAGGAUUACGUUACACUUGUUGGUUCGACUCUUAGAAAAUAUGGAUAUGACAUUAGCCCUUUAUUAGACGUGCUCGAUAGCUGUCGCGACAAAUACCACUUGCUUCUUUUGGCAGAUUGUAGGCGAAAAAUUAUCGAUGUUAUUGAAAACGACUCGUAUGAGCAAAUGGUGGUAAAAAAAGAAACUGAUUAUGAGAAUGAUGUUCUGUCAUUUAGUCUUCAAACUUCUGAUAUUAUGCCUGCUUUUCCUUACGUAGCGGCGUUCUCUUCGAUGGUACCUGAAGCUUGUCACAUCGUGAGGUCGUUCAUCAAAGGCUCUGUUGAUUACUUGUCUCAUGGGGUAACAACAAGUUUCUUUGAUAUUGUGAGGAAGUAUUUGGACAAGCUUCUGAUUGAAGUGUUAAAUGAAGCAUUACAGGACACAAUAAAUGGUGGAAAUAUCACUGUGUCUCAAGCUAUGCAGAUUGCUGCAAACAUUUCUGUUCUUGAAAGAGCUUGUGAUUUUUUCCUUAGGCAUGUGGCUCAAUUAUGUGGAAAAGGUGUCUCGGUUCGAUCAAUCGAUAAGCCUCAAGCUGCAUUAGCUGCAAAGGUGUUACUGAAAACUUCAAGGGAUGCAGCUUAUAUUACCCUGCUGAGUUUAGUUAACGCAAAAUUGGACGACUAUAUGAAACUCACAGACAGUGCUCUUUGGACUACGGAAGAGGCAAAGCCGAAUGGAAACGAGUACUUAAAUGAAGUGGUUUUUUACCUCGAUUCGCUUAUGUCUACAGCGCAACAAAUUUUACCCUUGGAUGCUAUGUAUAAAGUCGGAACUGGUGCACUUGAGCAUGUCUCUGAUAUAAUUGUGGCUGCUUUUCUCAGUGAUAGUGUCAAAAGGUUUAACGCUAACGCAGUUAUGAAUAUUAACAAUGAUCUUAUGAUGUUGGAGGGUUUCGCGGACGAGAAGUUUUAUUCUUCUGGAUUGGGUGAAAUCUACAAGGAUAGUUUUAAGAGCUGUUUGAUAGAAGCGAGACAGUUAAUCAAUCUUUUGUCAAGUAGUCAACCUGAGAAUUUCAUGAAUCCUGUGAUAAGGGAGAAAAAUUACUAUGCACUUGAUUAUAAGAAAGUUGCUAACAUUUGUGAUAAGUUCAAGGAUUCUGCAGAUGGUUUAUUUGGAAGCCUUUCAAAUAAAAAUACGAAGCAAAGUGCUAAGAAGAAAUCAAUGGAUAUGCUCAAAAAGAGACUGAAGGAUUUCAAUUGA
This is a messenger RNA of Vicia faba (fava bean), 2373 nucleotides long. The record is from the annotation of a GenBank genome assembly. Lineage: Eukaryota; Viridiplantae; Streptophyta; Magnoliopsida; Fabales; Fabaceae.